UGUUCCAGGUGUUGUUACCACAUACCUGACACACACCUGUCUGUUCCAGGUGUUCCUAUAAUGCUGAUGUAGCUGACACCUGUGUGAGUCAUGGCUGAGGGCCAGGGGGCGGCUGGGUGCUCAGGUGAAACUGCAGAGUCCAGCUCAGUUCUCCUGGUGAGUGGCCAGUAUGCCACAUCUGAGGACUGCAGUUCCCCCGUCAGCCGACAGGUGGCCCAGACCCUAACAGGAGCAGGGUGGAAAGUUUACAGUACCAUUUUGGAGGAUACAGAGGAGGACAGAAAGUGUGCUGAGGCUGAUGGAGUGGAGCUCAUCCUCCCAACCCGCAGUCAGGGAGACACAAGGGAACCCUGUCUGGCUUGGCUGACCUUUGACCACCCUACACGCUAUCCCAGACUCCCACAGAAUGCAGGGUGGAUUGUGGGUAAUGCUGGGGUCACCAGCAGAGCAGCAGCAACUAUCAAGGAACAGCGUUUCCCCCAAGCAAGCCUCAGUCUUGUCACCCAGACUAUACCUGAAGACACAGAGAAGUACAAGGAAGAUGAGAAGGCCAUGGGCAUCGGACAGAAGGAAGACUCCAUCAGACAAGAUGCAGAGAAGGCAGAUACUGUGUUUUCUGUGGGACACAGAACACAAGACCACUUUGUAAACUCAUUUCGUGCAAUUCCUAAAGACAAGAGGCCAACUCACUACCUCUUCCUGCCCAAACCAUCAGACUUGUUCCUGAACACUACAGUUGAGUACUUUGAAACAAGUGAGAAAGUUGUUCUUUUAUUUGGUAGUGUGACAACAGUUGAGAGGUUGAAAGGUUUUGACUUGGCAGUCAAGAUCUUGUCAAAAGUGGUAGAAAGGAGUCAGGACAGAAUCAAGUUGCGGAUUUGUGGUGUCAGUAAAGAGGAGUAUCAGGCCAGUUUGGGCAUUCUCCAAACCAGCAUCAACUCAGGAAAACUGAUCCCCACCCUUCUCCCACACGGCACCCAGGAAGACGUCUGCCGAGACAUGCAGCAGGCCCACCUAGUUCUCAUGCCCUCCCGUGCAGAACCCUUCGGACUGGUUGGUCUGGAGGCCAUGGCAGCCGGCGUGCCGGUCCUCAUAUCUGACCAAUCAGGACUGGCGGACUUGGUCAAUAAGGUCGUACCAGAAUUCCACCACUCCAUUCUCAGAAUCACGGGUGACGAUUCUGUAGAUGUUGGACGUUGGGCAGAUCAGAUUGCGGAUGUUCUGCGGAUGUCAGAAGCCGAGUUCCGUCGGGCUGCAGAACUCAAGCAGAAACUCCUGGAGUCCAGAUACUGGGAAGAGUCUCAUCAGCAAUUCCUUCAGGCAUUUGGAGGUCACGUUUCUGAAGUCCAGAAGGGAAAGAGCUGUGCAGCUCUUACUGGGGAGACGGCCACUGAUGGAGGGUCAAGGAAUCCCUCGGAACCAGAAGUUCCAGUUCCAGUUGGAGCUGCAGGAACAGAGUCUUCUUCAGUGACAGGUGUCAAUCAGACAGAUUUGUUCCAGAAGUCUGUGAAGAGGCGCUAUGAGUUGAAACUGACUCACUUCAAGCCUCUGAUCUGGAAUGACAACUUCACACUUAGCCUCAGUGACAUCUUCACCCAGUUAGAGUUGAUACAAAAAUCAAAACAUAAAAGGUCAGAAUCAAUGAGGGGGGAAGAGAGGAAAGAACUUAAGUCAUUAGACGACUUGUUCAAGACAGAUGUCACAGGACUGUCCACAGCACCAAGGUGCAUUCUGAUUGAGGGUGAAGCUGGAGGGGGGAAGACAACGUUUCUGUCCAAAGAAGCCCUAGAUGCCGUCUCACAGAAAACAGAGCUGGGCAGACGGCACGACAUCGUCCUGUUGAUCCGACUCCGGGAGGUGAGAGAGGGGGAGACCAUAGAGGAGAUGGUGUGGGACCAGUGUGUUGAUGAAACAACUGAAGGUAUUGAACCACAGUCCAUUAGAACAAUCCUACAGAGGAACAAGUCCCGUGUGCUCUUCCUCCUAGAUGGGUAUGAUGAGCUGCGGCCUGAGGCCAGGGCAGCCAGGCAGGCCAUUCCCAAACUGCUGUCUGGCAAGAUGUACCCCAACAGCACGAUUGUGAUCACCUCCCGACCCUCAGCAGGAGUGCAGCAGUACACCCGGCCAGACUGUCACAUACACAUUGUGGGCUUCUCCCGUAGACAUGUGGAGAAAUACAUGCAGCAGUAUUUCACUGUUGUUGGGAAGCAAGAACUGACAGGGACACUUGCUCUACAUGUCAAAGGUAAUCAACUUUUGAACACUUUAAUCUAUACACCAAUGUUCCUGAUGUUUGUGUGUCUGCUGUGGGAGGAGGAUCAAGAGAUGGUGUCUACUGGAACAAUGAUGGGGCUGUACGACAACCUGCUGACAUGUCUGAUCAGAAAGUGCUGUGAGCGGGAAGGAGUGGACAUGCCAACAGAAGGGCUGCCUACAGAGGUUGCUGAGUCAUUACUGCAGCUCGGCAAGCUUGCACUAGAGGCACUGCUGAGGAAUGAGACCCUGCUUGACCUUACAGAAGUAAAGAGAGAAAAGGUUAAUUGGGAGUUACUGUUAAAGCUGGGUGUGGUCUCCUUGGAGGUUUCUUCUUCUAAAUUGCAUCCUAGGAAACAGCUGAACUUUUCACACAAGACCAUGCAAGAGUUCCUGGCCGGACGAUAUGUAGCUCAUGCUCAAGUGAAUCAAGACAUUGUUGAGCUGCUGCAGCUCACCUCCAUAAGCAAGGCACUUGAACUCAGUAACCUGCUUCAGUUCACAUGUGGCUGUGACUCACGGGCAACACAAGCUGUGAUGGAGGAACUAAGCAAGCUCAGCAGCAGAGAGUUCGCACACUUGCAACCAGAACAGUUGGAAAAAUCAAAAUGGUCAUUUUAUCCAGACAUUCCAAUGAGUCGAGACGUGCAAAAGUCCUGCCAAACCUAUGAAAGGUUUUCACUCUUGUGCCUGAACAUCCUUAGUGAGAGACAAGAACCAGAAGUGCUUCAGGGUAUCAGUCAAGCCCUGCCAAUUGUCAUGCUGGACAUUGGCCAGUCAUGCUCCAUUAACAGUAGAGAAGCCACAGGUCUUAAGUAUUACAUACAAAAUCUUCAUUCAGCAAACCUGCCAGACAGGCUCAUGAUCCGUGAAGACACUGACAGCAGAGACACAGUUCAGUACCUACAGCAGUGUUUUACAACUUCACUCCCUGGACUUAGAUUGGACUUGAAACUAUCAGGACAGUUUGACUCAACUGAUCUGACAGCCAGGCUGGUUUCAGUUCUGAAGAAUGUUCCCUGUCUGAGGGCACUAGGUCUGUAUGACACAAAACUAUCACCGUCAUCACUCCAGCCACUUGUGCAGGGAUUCAGACACAUGUCUCUGUUAGAGGAGCUGGAUCUUUCUGGGAACCAUGGCCUUGGUGAUGCUGGGAUGGAAGUCCUACAGGUUGGGCUGUCCCGUGUUCCACACCUGGCUGUACUCCGUCUUGGAGGGAUAAUUUGUGGAGUCGGAAUGACAUCUGUGGGCAUGUCAUCCCUGGCUCCAUACUUGCGGCACCUAGUGGGACUGAGAGAACUGGAUAUAAGUGAUAAUAUUGAGAUUGGUGACACUGGGCUGGAAUCUCUCACCACCGUCCUCCACACCUUCACUGCCAUGCAGGUGUUGUGCCUGAGUAAGACCGGUAUCAGCCCCACAGGCAUGCGCACACUGGUCCCUGCAAUGUGUAAGUUAACCAGACUGAUCAAACUGGACAUUAGUGGUAAUGCCAUAGGAGACCCCGGGCUGGAAUGCCUGGCUGCUAUCCUCCACCACCUCACAGCCAUGAAGGUGUUGGUUCUCAGUAUCACAGGUAUCAGUGACAGGGGAAUAUCAUCCCUGAUCAAAGCUCUGCCUCACCUGGUGCAAUUACAGGUGUUGAAUGUGAGCUACAAUAACAUAGGAGACUCAGGGAUUGUCUCACUGGUGCAAACACUCUGCCAGCCCAGCAGUUUGGACAUGGAGCAAAACCCACCUGGUGACAAGAGUCUGACCACAGCCCCUCACUAUAACACCACACUACAGGAGCUGUACAUCGGGUGGAAUGAGGGAGUAACAGGAGCCGGACUGGGGAGGGUCGCACAGCUCAUCAGCACACUGCCAGCACUGACCAGGCUGGACAUGUCUGGUUACCUGCUCACACCUGCACACCUGUCUGACACCGCUGCCAUGGAUCUGGCCGAGGCUCUACCCAGACUCCCUGCCCUGGAGUGGCUGGACCUGCAGUACAUCUCCAUGGAGCCUGCAGGGUUCCAGGCUGUGGUGCAGGCUGCUGAGGAACACCCAACACUGGAGAGGCUGAUGUACACUAGGAGGCUAGUUCCUGAGGGAGCAGACACCACAGCCAGCUGCCUGGUGCUGAUCGUUGAUGUGCAGAAAUAUUUUGACAAAGUCAUCAAUGGCGUCAGCUACAAGUGGGACGACCUGGCCCGGAAGUUAGGGUUCAACAGGAACGAAAUAAAAGGAAUCAGGACAGAUGAGCGUGAUCAAGACCACAGGUGCAGAGAAGUGCUGGACAGGUGGAGAAACAGGGAGGGAAGGAAGGCUACUCUACAGGUUCUGAAGCAGGCACUCAUCGACAUUGGUGAACAGUGGACUGCAGAGAGUUUAGAAACUGUAGCCCAGCCUGGCCCCAUCACCAUUGCUGAAGUAACAGAAAACAGCAUCAGGGUCACCUGGACAGAAGCAGCUGGCCCCAAAGACAGCUACAGGAUCAGCAUCACUCCUACUGAUGGUGUCACCGCUCCUAGUGCAAGUGUGAACCCUGGAGACCCACUGGAACACACCUUCACUGGUCUGACAGCAGGAACUGAGUACACCGUCAGUGUUGUAACUGUCGGUUGUGGGGUGAGCAGUGUGGCAAGAACAAAGAUACAGAGGACAACUGUAGCCCAGCCUGGCCCCAUCACCAUUGCUGAAGUAACAGUAAACAGCAUCAGGAUCACCUGGACAGAAGCAGCUGGCCCCAAAGACAGCUACAACAUCAGCAUCAGUCCUGUCACUGGUGUCACUAACUCCACCGGAAGUGUGAACCCCAGAAACCCACUGGAACACAUCUUCAGCACUUUGACAGCAGGAACUGAGUACACCAUCAGUGUUGUUACUGUCUGUGGUGGGGUGAACAGUGUGGCAAGAACAGAGACACAGAGGACAAGUUCACCCAAACCAUCUAGUAGCCAGCGGAAAAGGAAGAGAAAGAGACGAUUUACAGUGAAGAAAAAAGCAAAAGCAACUCCUUCCAGACAGUCAGAUUUGUUCCAGAAGUCUGUGAAGAGGCGCUAUGAGUUGAAACUGACUCACUUCAAGCCUCUGAUCUGGAAUGACAACUUCACACUUAGCCUCAGCGACAUCUUCACCCAGUUAGAGUUGAUACCAACAAGUGAAAGAAACUUUAAAACAUCUGAGAAACAGAAAUGGUCAGAAUCAAUGAGGAAAGAACAAAGAAAAGAACUUAAGUCAUUAGACGACUUGUUCAGUCAAGAUGUCACAGGACUGUCCACAGCACCAAGGUGCAUUCUGAUUGAGGGUGAAGCUGGAGGGGGGAAGACAACGUUUCUGUCCAAAGAAGCCCUAGAUGCCGUCUCACAGAAAACAGAGCUGGGCAGACGGCACGACAUUGUCCUGUUGAUCCGACUCCGGGAGGUGAGAGAGGGGGAGACCAUAGAGGAGAUGGUGUGGGACCAGUGUGUUGAUGAAACAACUGAAGGUAUUGAAGCACAGUCCAUUAGAACAAUCCUACAGAGGAACAAGUCCCGUGUGCUCUUCCUCCUAGAUGGGUAUGAUGAGCUGCGGCCUGAGGCCAGGGCAGCUGGGCAGGCCAUUCCCAAACUGCUGUCUGGCAAGAUGUACCCCAACAGCACGAUUGUGAUCACCUCCCGACCCUCAGCAGGAGUGCAGCAGUACACCCGGCCAGACUGUCACGUACACAUCAUGGGCUUCUCCGGUAGACAUGUGGAGAAAUACAUGCAGCAGUAUUUCACUGUUGUUGGGAAGCAAGAACUGACAGAGACCUUGCUCUACAUGUCAACAGUAAUGUAACUUUUGAACACUUUAAUCUAUACACCAAUGUUCCUGAUGUUUGUGUGUCUGCUGUGGGAGGAGGACCAAGAGAUGGUGUCUACUGGAACAAUGAUGGGGCUGUACGACAACCUGCUGACAUGUCUGGUCAGAAAGUGCUGUAAGCGGGAAGGAGUGGACAUGCCAACAGAAGGGCUGCCUACAGAGGUUGCUGAGUCAUUACUGCAGCUCGGCAAGCUUUCACUAGAGGCACUGCUGAGGAAUGAGACCCUGCUUGACGUUACAGAAGUAAAGAGAGAAAAGGUUAAUUGGGAGUUACUGUUAAAGCUGGGUGUGGUCUCCUUGGAGGUUUCUUCCUCUAAACUGCAUCCUAGGAAACAGCUGAACAUUUCACACAAGACCAUGCAAGAGUUCCUGGCUGGACGAUAUGUAGCUGAUGCUCAAGUGAAGCAAGACAUUGUUGAGCUGCUGCAGCUCACCUCCAUAAGCAAGACACUUGAACUCAGUAACCUGCUUCAGUUCACAUGUGGCUGUGACUCACAGGCAGCACAAGCUGUGAUGGAGGAACUAAGCAGGCUCAGCAACAGAGAGUUCGCACACUUACUACCAGAACAGUUUCAAAUAUCAAAUGUGCCAAUGGAUCAAAACAUGGCAAAGUCCUGCCAAACCUACAGAAGGUUUGUAAACUUGUGCCUGAACAUCCUUAAUGAGAGACAAGAACCAGAAGUGCUUCAGAGUAUCAGUCAAGCCCUGCCAAUAGUCAUGCUGAACAGCUCCAUUAACAGUAGAGAAGCCACAGGUCUGAAGUAUUACAUACAAAAUCUUCAUUCAGCAAACCUGCCAGACAGGCUCAUACUUAAGAUUAGUAGACGCACUAGUACUGGCAGGAGAGACACAGUUCAGUACCUACAGCAGUGUUUUACAACUUCACUCCCUGGACUUAGAUUAGACUUGAAACUAUCAGGACAGUUUAUGUCACCCAAUCUGACAGCCAGGCUGGUUUCAGUUCUGAAGAAUGUUCCCUGUCUGAGGGCGCUGCAUCUGUCACGCACAGACCUAACACCAUCAUCACUCCAGUCACUUGUGCAGGGGUUCAGACACAUGUCUCUGUUAGAGGAGCUGGAUCUUUCUUGGAACCCUGACCUUGGUGAUGCUGGAAUGGAAGUCCUACAGGUUGGGCUGUCCAGUGUUCCACACCUGGCUGUACUCCGUCUUGGAGGGAUAAUGUAUGGAGUCAGCAUGACAUUUGUGGGCAUGUCAUCCCUGGCUCCCUACAUGCACCACCUGGUGGGACUGAGAGAACUGGAUAUAAGUUGGAAUAAGAUCGGUGACACUGGGCUGGAAUCUCUCACCACCGUCCUCCACGCCUUCACUGCCAUGCAGGUGUUGGACCUGGAGAGGACCGGUAUCAGCCCCACAGGCAUGCGCACACUGGUCCCUGUACUGUGUAAGUUAACCAGACUGAUCAAACUGGACAUUAGUGCUAAUGACAUAGGAGACCCCGGGCUGGAAUGCCUGCUGGCUGCUAUCCUCCACCACCUCACAGCCAUGAAGGUGUUGGGUCUCAGAGAGACAGGUAUCUGUGACAGGGGAAUAUCAUCCCUGAUCAAAGCUCUGCCUCACCUGGUGCAAUUACAGGUGUUGAAUGUGAGCUGGAAUAACAUAGGAGACUCAGGGAUUGUCUCACUGGUGCAAACACUCUGCCAGCCCAGCAGUUUGGACAUGGAACAAAACCCACCUGGUGACAAGAGUCUGACCACAGCCCCUCACUAUAACACCACACUACAGGAGCUGGACAUCAGGGAGAAUAGGGGAGUAACAGGAGCCGGACUGGGGAGGGUCGCACAGGUCAUCAGCACACUGCCAGCACUGACCAGGCUGAACAUGUCUGGUGACAGGCUCACACCUGCACACCUGUCUGACGCCGCUGCCAUGGAUCUGGCCAAGGCUCUACUCAGACUCCCUGCCCUGGAGCAGCUGGACCUGCGGUACAUCUCCAUGGAGCCUGCAGGGUUCCAGGCUGUGGUGCAGGCUGCUGAGGAACACUCAACACUGGAGAGGCUGAGCUACUCUAGGAGUCUAGUUCCUGAGGGAGCGGACACCACAGCCAGCUGCCUGAAGCUGGAGUGAGUUCCCAACAUGGCGACCUGUUCUGUACAUUUCCUUA
Molecule: messenger RNA, 8197 nt
Organism: Branchiostoma belcheri (Belcher's lancelet)
Lineage: Eukaryota; Metazoa; Chordata; Leptocardii; Amphioxiformes; Branchiostomatidae
Biological process (GO): signal transduction
Molecular function (GO): protein binding; ATP hydrolysis activity
Source: RefSeq, a predicted model, not a curated record